AUGUCACAUGUGAUCGCAUAUAAACAUACGCAACUGCGCUGUUGGACCAUAAUAACGAGCUGGCAGCCUCGCAUUUUCCGUUACUUCUCCUCGCUGUGUUCAACGCGAGAGAGUACUAGGACUUGCGGGCUAGGACCAUCCUAUGACAUGGAAGACAAAAUCUUCCUCGCACGCCUGUGCAUUGGCGCCGUCCGCUCCCCUGUAUCCGCUGGCUUUGCGCUGGCUACUCUGCCCCCAUCAACAUGGCACAACGAACAUGUCGGUAAGAGGGAAUGCACGGUUGUGGAUACCUUCUGGCAAACGGAGACUGGGUCAAUUGUCGCGACACCGCUUCCUGGUGCUAUCGAGACAAAGCCAGGCUCUGUGACUGUCCCCUCCUUCGGUAUUGAGCCUACCAUUCUUGAUCCCGUUAAGGGCAAGGAAUCAGAAGGUAAUAACAUCGAAGGUGUUCUGGUCCUCAAGACGCCAUGGCCGGCUAUCGCUUGCACCGUCUACAAAGAACGCUACCUCGACAUCAGCCGACAGUGA
Messenger RNA from Laccaria bicolor S238N-H82, 528 nucleotides. Its product is annotated as acetate-coa synthetase. NCBI's taxonomy places the organism in Eukaryota, Fungi, Basidiomycota, Agaricomycetes, Agaricales, Hydnangiaceae. The coding region runs from base 1 to 528 and encodes 175 amino acids. Gene Ontology annotation, biological process: acetyl-CoA biosynthetic process. Gene Ontology annotation, cellular component: cytosol. Gene Ontology annotation, molecular function: acetyl-CoA synthetase activity. The record is from RefSeq and is a predicted model, not a curated record. The transcript is spliced from 3 exons.